UUUGGUUAGAUCUCGCUUCGUUUACAUGUAGUGCGUGCCCGACAGUUCAACGAAAAUCAAUGCCGAUUUUUUGAGGAAACCCGCUAGAGAAAUGGCCACUGAAAUUCUGAAAUCGUUCGACGCGUUGCGCAGCGAACUCGAGCAAGCUAAAAACAGUUUGAAAGGCGUCGACGAGAACUUGAAACGUCUUAUAGGAAGGGACCCGUCGGAGCUGCCUGCCAGGCCCGAUGGCGGCGUUAAAAGGCCCCUUAACGAUCGAUUAUCGCGUCAAGGGGCGAAAAUAAUCCGUCGAAAUUUCGAAAACAACGACCCACCGCCCAGACGUCGAAAUCCGAACGCUAUAUCCGUGUUUCAGAGGUUAUCUGAGCGGCCUGUAUAUGAAGAAGUACAGAAACCUGCGAAGGGCCUCAUUAGUAAGGUAAUCGUCACGCCAAAGGAGGUACCGAGCAGGCAGAAAGCGCUCGAAGCACAAAGCAAAGAUGAAAAAUUCAAAGAGAGAAACCGGAGGAUGUUUGGCGCGCUGUUGGGCACCUUGCAAAAGUUUCAACAGGAAGAGAACAAACUGAAGAAGAGGGAGGAGAAGAAGGCGCAGGUGGAGAAGAAAAUCGAGGAGCACGAGAUAAAAGAGAAAGAGGAAAUACGGAAGGAACGGCAGGAGUUGUUUUACAACAGGCGGAAGAAGCAGGCUGAAAUUAAGAUGCUCGAGCUCAAGAUGUUGAGGAUGAGAGAGCACACAGCAUGGGAAGAGAAACAAAAACCGAGGAUGAACUUUAUUAUCAGCAAAGCCAAACCUCAUUUGCAUUACCUACCGAGGAGAAUGACAGACAAGGCGAGGCAGUUGCUUGAAGUGUCGCGGAGUGAAGUAGAGAAGGAAAUCGAGAAGAAACGCGCGGCAGUGGCGGACGAGCUGAAACGGAUCGAGGACCGCAUGCGCCGCAACUUCGAGCACAAAUUCGGCGCGAAGGACAAGGAGGCGGUCGUCGCGGAACAAGAGGUCGAUCACGCCGAAGAAGACACCGAGCUCGACUGUCACUUCGACGACAUCGUGAUGGACUCGCCGAAAAACAACGGCGACGGCAAAUCGAUUAUGGCGACGACGACGGUAAAGGAGGAGAACGAGGCGGUGCCUGAGACAGUGGCCGACAGGCAGGAAGAAGUCACCAAAGAGAGGCGGGGCGAAAAGGAAAGGAAAUCGAGCACGUCAUCCGACGAUACUGACCGCGGUGUCGAUCCCAAUGUUAAAAACAAAGAAGAUGAGGAGGAAGAAGACGAACAGGAGCCGGUUAGGGUCGAUGAUGUAGCUCCCGUGGCGGACGAAAACGGCGGGGUAGCAGGGCAGGAUAUCUGCGACCAGAUCCCAUCACCACCAGGAUACCCGAAUGCCCUCGUUGGGAAUGAGGAAAACGGCGACACCCAGCCUGCAUAUAUGGGUGAGGCCAACGACGUCACUUAUCCUGGCGCUUACGACGCGGUUUACCCGCCGGACGUGAGUGCGCCGCCCCCGUCGUACGGGGAAGACGGUCAUGGGUUACCCUCUCAUACUAACCCCGACGGGUAUGACCACCAAGAGUACCCGGGCGGCGGCACGGGGCCUGUACAAAUAAACUAUCCGCCGUCCGACGGCUACUAUGAGGGGCAACAGAACUACGCCCCAGGGGACGAUCAUUCGAACUACUUUUACGACCAGCGAUGAUGGUAGUGGCGCGAAACAAUACCGAAACGUUUGUGAAUACGGAGACCCGGUUCGGCGAGGAGGCGUUUUUCAAUUUUUCUUCGGACGUCAAUCGUGAGGUGGCGCCGCAAACGCGUAACCUUUUUAUUUUUAAUCGUCAGUUGUAAUUUUAGUGUGAACGGAAGGAGAUAAAAUUGUAAAUAAAAUAAAAGAGUUGCUAUUGAAAACACUGUUUUUCAUAUAACUUUCAAAUUUAAUAAAAAUGUGGCAGCA
Molecule: messenger RNA, 1945 nt
Organism: Cylas formicarius (sweet potato weevil)
Lineage: Eukaryota; Metazoa; Arthropoda; Insecta; Coleoptera; Brentidae
Gene: Pnn
Product: pinin
Exons: 2
Coding region: 92-1693 (533 amino acids)
Cellular component (GO): catalytic step 2 spliceosome
Source: RefSeq, a predicted model, not a curated record